Biomphalaria glabrata is the source of this 1222-nucleotide messenger RNA. RefSeq names its product epithelial membrane protein 1-like. NCBI's taxonomy places the organism in Eukaryota, Metazoa, Mollusca, Gastropoda, Planorbidae. Bases 179 to 697 code for a protein of 172 amino acids. Gene Ontology annotation, cellular component: plasma membrane. The transcript is spliced from 5 exons. The record is from RefSeq and is a predicted model, not a curated record.
CCGCAGGGUGUGGCGUAAAAAACAUAUUAACCCUCUCUCGUCGUGUUACUAAGGAGCUGGAGUAUCAAUAGCGACAGGUUGAUAUUUAAAAGAGUGGAGGGGUUAAGAAAACCAUCAAUUCUGCCUUGUUUGAAUAGUGGAGUUUACUUCUGAAGAUUAAAUCACAAACAGAAACAAAAUGGGAGUCAAGGAUGGAUUUAUGGGAGCCAACGUCCUGACAAAAAUUGCAUUUUUUGUUGUUUUAUUGGCCGUUGUAGUCAAUUGGAUAGCCUUCUGCACCACAUCUUGGUAUGUCUUCAGUGGCACUAGCUAUAUAGGACUAUGGAGGCAAUGCGGGGCUGCUACUUGCGGUACCAUGCUGGAUGGGAGUCCCGAUGAUGAAUUUGACGCCAUUCAAGCAUUUGCAAUCUUUGGCUUUAUUGCACUGAACGUCGGCUUUCUUCUCAUUGUCUUGUACAUGUUCUGGGGAAGUUGUAAAGGAAACGCUGAAACUGGCAUUGCUUCAGCCAUCACUCUCUUUGUUUCAGCUGGAUGCUGGCUUAUAUCUGUCGCCAUCUUUGGGGCUGAAUACGAAGAUUUUACUGGCAGAUUUGGCUACUCUUACGCCCUGGCCGUCUGCGCUCUAAUCUUGGCUCUGAUUGGUGGCAUCAUCAUGAUCAUAGGUGGCCGAGGUAACAGCUCUGUCAGCUCGAAGUAAAGCCAGCACCAAGAUUAAGAUAAACUGAUAUUUUUUUCCAACCAAGUGAUAGCUUACUAUAUACAUUGAUAUUUUGUCCAAUCAUGGGAAAGCUUACGUUAUACUUUGAUAUUUUGUCCAAUCAUGUGAUAGCUUACUUUAUGUAUGCCUUGCUUCUUGAGAAAUGAAAAAUGAGAAUGCAUGCAUUUAAAAAAUAACACUGUUACAAAUCUGUCUGUAGGUCACUCGUUGAUAGUGUUACGAUGCUUGAAUGAGUUAAUGUAUUGGUGAUGUUUGUAAAAAUUAAUUCAUGUAUUAACUAAAAUAUCGCUAGUUGAAUGUAUUAUAUUGUAUACAUCGUCUAGGAAGUUCAGAAAUCAGCGAAAAGACGCUUCCAUUUCAACCAGUUAUUCCUGAAAGUUUUUUCUAAACUAUUAUUUGGAAAUGUCUUUUUUUUUCAAAUUUAUAUUCAUGUCAUUUGUAUUCCGUCCAUUUUUUAAUAUAAUAAAUUAUUAUUGAUAUAAGAAAAAGAAAAGAGAAAAUAAA